Molecule: messenger RNA, 942 nt
Organism: Larimichthys crocea (large yellow croaker)
Lineage: Eukaryota; Metazoa; Chordata; Actinopteri; Sciaenidae
Gene: mrnip
Product: MRN complex interacting protein
Exons: 7
Coding region: 144-872 (242 amino acids)
Biological process (GO): mitotic G2 DNA damage checkpoint signaling
Cellular component (GO): nucleus
Molecular function (GO): chromatin binding
Source: RefSeq, a predicted model, not a curated record
ACCCUUCACCUUAACCACGUCUACUCUGCCGGAAGAGCUGUGACGCACAGCGUGACGUCACCGCGCUUCAAACUUUAGACCCGGGAAAACGGAUUCGGUCGAUCGAAACCAGAACCAACAAGAACCGUUUGAACCUGUCCGACAUGGUCCAGGAGUUUCACGUCGUCAGGUGUUUUUCCUGUCAGAGCUUCCAGGUUCAACAGGUAAAGAAGGUGAGCAGGUGGACGUGUAAGGUCUGCGGACACAAACAGUCUCUGCUGAAGGAGUUUGGGCGGGGCUCCGGGGCCGACUGUAGACGCCAUGUUCAGAAACUGAACGCCAUGAGAGGAGCCAAGAUGGAUGAACAGGAGCGUGACACCUGGUCGCUAUGGGAGCAGGCUGAGGCAGAAAGAGAGGACAGACCUGAAGAACAGGACAACACCCAGGUGACACAGACUCAGGUGAGCUGCUGGAGCAAAUACCUGGACACACCCGAGAAGGCGGAGCCAGAGGAGGAGGAUGUUUUGACGGACAAACAGCUCCAUGGAAACCAGAAGAUUGACAGCAGGAAGAGGAAGAGACCAGGAGGACAGACAGACGGAGGACAGGAGAGCUGGAUACCUGGACAGUUCUGUCUACAGACAAAUGGACCCAGAACCAGUCUGAACCGGUCCAGUCCUCCGCGUCUGUUGACCAGUCAGGUCAGCCGCUGGGCUCAGUUCUUCAGUACCGAUGGACAGGUGAAGAAGGGGGAGGAGCCUUCAGUCUGUGGGUGGAGUCAGGUCCCGCCUCUCUCCAGACCCCGCCCAUCACUUCCUGUUUCCUCCAUGUUUCAGAGUGGGGAGGAGUUUGACUUCAACAACGACUUCCUGAAAUCAGCUGAGCGUUUCUGACCAGCUGAUCAAUCAACCAGUUGAUCAGAUUAAUUAAUUCUGUUUAGUUAAUAAAUUAUUUUAAUCAUUA